This is a messenger RNA of Vanessa tameamea, 2088 nucleotides long. It is a transcript of the gene Dus3, whose product is annotated as tRNA-dihydrouridine(47) synthase [NAD(P)(+)]-like. Gene Ontology annotation, biological process: tRNA processing. NCBI's taxonomy places the organism in Eukaryota, Metazoa, Arthropoda, Insecta, Lepidoptera, Nymphalidae. The transcript has a single exon. Bases 252 to 2039 code for a protein of 595 amino acids. The record is from RefSeq and is a predicted model, not a curated record. Gene Ontology annotation, molecular function: RNA binding; flavin adenine dinucleotide binding; tRNA dihydrouridine synthase activity.
GACCGUGGUACAACACAUGGGCAAUUAUGUUUAAAUAUUCUGUAUAAAAUAUUCUGUAGGCGAUUGCAAUGUACACUAAAUAUCCGAUUUGUUUAUAACAUUAGUCAGCAGUAUUAUAUUAACUGUAAUUUUAUGAGAUUAUUUAUGAAUGAUAAUAACAUAACCUCUACGUUAAUAUUUCAUUUGUAUAGAUUAUGACAAUCGUUACUUAUCUGUAAAAAACUUAUAUAUUUUAAAUAAUAUAAUAAAUAAUGACAAAUCCUAAUGCUGGCGUUUGUGAUAUAAAAAAAGAAUUCAUAAUUCAGAAGCAAGAUAAAAAUAAAAUAGUAAAAACUGAAAUAAUUAAUAAGCGUAAAUUAAGUGAAGAUGACGAUAUUGAAUCUAAAAAGCUCCGAGGUGAUGAAAAUGGGGAUGCGUCCAGUGAUAAAUGUAAGGUUAAAAGACGAGGCCAAAACAAAGCAAGACCAAAAACAUUUCAAGAUGAUAAACAAAGUAAACCAUGCCCAACCAUCAUAAAUAAUAUUUCCAAAGAUGAGAUUAAGCCAUGUCAGUUUACAAAGUGCAAAUACAUUCAUAAUCCCAUCGAGUACUUAAACUCAAAACAACAAGAUUUAGGUGAUGUAUGUCAUUUAUUUAACAUUCGAGGCAGGUGCCCUAGAGGAAUUACAUGUCGAUUUGGUUCCGGGCAUACAACAAAAGAUGGACUUAACAUUAUUGAUGAAACUAAAAUAAGCACCUGGAAAGAAGAUGUUAAAAAUUCCUUACAACAAUCACUACAAAUAAGUUUACAAAAAAGAAAAUAUGAAUUUUCUCUAGCUGAAAAAUUGGUUAAAUCUCUGGAUACCAAGAAUAAAUCUGACAAAAAAGACAUUGAAAGUGACACUAAUAAUUCAACAAUAGAGAAUGAUGCAAUCAUUAGCCAAAGUGGGGCAGUUAUUGAUGAUGAUAUGAUUAAGUUAUUGCCAAGAGAAAAAAAGAAAAUUGAUUGGCAAAAUAAAUUAUUUCUUAGUCCUCUAACUACUGUAGGUAAUUUACCAUUUAGAAGAAUUUGCAAACAAUUCGGAGCUGAUAUCACAUGUGGUGAAAUGGCAUUAUGUGAAUCUUUAUUAAAAGGUCUAAAACAAGAAUGGGCACUGGUUAAAAGACAUGAAUCAGAAGAUAUAUUUGGAGCUCAAAUAUGUGGUAACAAUGCUUAUGGAAUUGCAAAAGUAGCUCAAUUGUUGCAAGAAAAUACAGAAUUAGAUUUUAUUGACCUCAAUCUUGGAUGUCCAAUAGAUUUAAUUUAUAAGAAAGGUGGAGGCAGUGGGAUGAUGCACAGAAUGCCUGCUUUAGAAGCAUCAGUUAGAAGUGCUUCAAGUCUAUUAAAUAUACCAUUUACUGUAAAAAUGCGGACUGGUAUAUACCAAGAUAAAAAAAUAGCACAUAAUAUUAUUCCAAAAGUAGUAAAUUGGGGUGCUGCUCUAAUAACACUACAUGGCAGGUCUAGAGAAGCAAGAUAUACAAAAUUAGCUGAUUGGGAUUAUAUAGAAUCUUGUGCUAAAAUAGUUUCACCUUGUCCUGUUUUUGGUAAUGGUGAUAUUCUAAGUUAUGAAGACUAUGUAUACAGAAGAGAAGUAGCUCCAACAGUUCAAGGUGUCAUGAUUGGUAGAGGUGCAUUAAUAAAGCCAUGGAUAUUUACAGAAAUAAAGGAACAGAAAUUGUGGGACAUUAGCAGUAAUGAAAGAUUUGAUAUAAUCAAAAAAUUCACUAAUUUUGGUUUAGAGCAUUGGGGUUCAGACACACAAGGUGUAGAAAAUACAAGACGCUUUCUACUUGAGUGGCUUUCAUUUUUAUAUCGCUAUAUACCUGUUGGAUUGCUAGAAAGACCUCCCCAAAAAAUUAAUGAAAGGCCUCCAUUGUACUUUGGUCGCAAUGAUUUAGAAACUUUAAUGGCAUCUGGAAACUGCGCUGACUGGGUAAAGAUUAGUGAAAUGUUACUAGGUCCAGUUCCUGAUGGAUUUCAAUUUUUGCCUAAACACAAAGCUAAUUCUUAUCAAUGAUUGGUAUAUUAUAUUUUGUUGUUAUUUGAAUUAAAAAUUACUUUUAUUA